Messenger RNA from Lachnellula hyalina, 1902 nucleotides. RefSeq names its product Proline-rich receptor-like protein kinase (gene PERK8). NCBI's taxonomy places the organism in Eukaryota, Fungi, Ascomycota, Leotiomycetes, Helotiales, Lachnaceae. The record is from RefSeq and is a predicted model, not a curated record. The transcript has 3 exons. Gene Ontology annotation, biological process: peptidyl-serine phosphorylation; peptidyl-threonine phosphorylation. The coding region runs from base 1 to 1902 and encodes 633 amino acids. Gene Ontology annotation, molecular function: protein serine/threonine kinase activity; ATP binding.
AUGGAGAAUACUACCCCACGGCUCAGGCUCAAUUCCUUACCUAUUCGAGCACCAACCUUCUCCUUGCGUAGUUCGAAAACCUUCCCGAAUGCACCUUACUUCGAUUGGGAUAAGCUACCCAGAUACCAGAAAUUCGAAUCGCUAGGAAGAAUGUUGAGAAAAUGCAUGACGGAGGAGGCUGGCACGAACAAUAAUAAAGGGUUUCUACCGCCGGCAAUUCUGGAACACAUCCUGUCCAGGGAAGUCAUCGAGCACGAACUAAAGAGCCAGGAAUACCGUUACACUGCUGAAACUGUAGACGUUAUGUUUCAGACCGAAGAAGAGGCGCUCGAUGAUUCUGCGGACUUUCCAGGGGGUACAAAGACGUACUUUAUUGUUUUCGCUACUCUAGCUCUGUUGGAUAAGGUUUGCGAUAUAUACCAGUUUAUGGAAAUGAAGGAUACGAGUCUUGGUGAUCAAGAUCUUCCUAAUUUGAAACUGCAUCAAGACGAAGAUGGCAAAAGGGAACUACGGCGCGGUGAAGAGCUGCAGCAAAUGCGUUGUUUCGAUGGCUUUGUGGAUCAUGAACUCGAGUCUUUCGAUGACUACCAAUGGCGUCUACGCGUUCCAACUUUCGCCCUUGGUCCUAAAGAAACUAUUAGACAUUAUGAUCUCCACGAUAAAGACAUAUUGCCCUGGUAUGAAGAGCAUUCGGUAAGCCAAAAUGAAGUCAUGUCUGGCGGCUAUGGAAGCGUGAAAAAGGUGAAGAUUCAUCCACUUUGUCACGAUUAUCAUGAGACUUUGAAAGCGAUAAAUGUUUCCGGUGGACAGUUUGCCGUGAAGACACUGAAAAACUCAGACGCUAUAAAAUUCCAGGACGAAGUCAAUAUGCUUAAGAAGUUCAAUGGCCUUGUCCACGACCACCUCGUCACGCUGCUAGGGACAUUUACGUACAAAGGACAGUUUAGCAUGAUAUUUCCUUGGGCUGAGUGUGACGUUGAGAACUAUUGGUUAAAGAUAAACCCCAUGCCCAACUUAGAGGAUAUCGAAUUUGUACGCUGGGUAUCUAGGCAGUGCCGAGGAAUUAUGGAGUCUGUAAAUGUUAUUCAUAACCCCAAGCAUCCCGAGACUCUGCCGAAAGAGACACUAUAUGGACGCCAUGGAGAUAUCAAGGCCGAAAAUAUUCUCUGGUUUAAGUCACCAGACGAAGCGGACAGAGGCAUUUGGGUCAUCUCGGACCUAGGGCUCUCUACGUUCAAUCGUGAAGUCAGUCGCUCAAUGGUCCCGAACCAAUCAAUACUUUACACUCCUGGGUACAGGCCACCAGAAUGUGACAUUAAAGGUGGGAAAAUCUCCAGAGCCUUCGAUAUCUGGACUUUGGGUUGCUUUUAUCUUGAGAUGACAUGCUGGUUUCUGGGAGGACGGAAACUGAAAGACAAUUUCGAGACAGAUCGCACAACAACCUAUAUCACAGGAAGUAGAGCUGACAUAUUCUUCGACCUUGAGCUCAAUGGAGAAGACAAAACAAACGAGACUUUCAUAGCGCUCAUCAAACCGCAGGUUGUCAGGAUGAUCGACGAUCUCCACAAUCAUCCCAACUGCACAAAAUAUAUCCACGACAUGCUUGAAAUUAUAGAAAAAGACAUGAUAGUUGUUCUCAAUCAAGAACGCACGAGAUCUCCGAAGUUGCUCAAGAAACUCAACGAGAUGAACCAAAAAUGCAUAGAUGAUGUGGAUUAUUGUAUGAAGAAGACACCAGUCAAGCGAACGUUCCAAGCGCCAAUUGGAACGGAAGCAAGGCUCAGCGAAAAUGCAAUGAACAUGGUUACGAAGAAUAAUAUGCGGGGGAGAUUGUCGACCCACGUACCUAAGAGGCCGGUACAAAAGUCGCCGCGAGUAGAGGAGCUGGAAAAUGUGGAUUAG